CGACGGAAGAUACGGAUGAAAAAAGAACUGUGAGCUACUGCUCAAUUCGAAAAAAAAUAUUUUGUGAUAUUGUUUGGGUGCAGAACGAUGGUUUUAAUUGUGCUCAAAAUUCUGGCGGCGGUUUUCGUUUUGCACGUCGUCACGGUGUCGGGUUCGGUGAUCGUGGAGAAAAAGGAAAACUGGCGCUCCCCGCGCUCGAAUUUCAAAUUCAGCGUGGACGAAUUGCUGAGCAGGGUGUUCCCGACGAAAACCUCCAACGAUCUCUACAUGGACCCGUGCAAAGCAGACAGCUUCUUUGGAGACAUAGCUCUAUCUAUGCAAGACCAAUCGCCGAAAUCGGCUCCCAAGUACUCGAAUUUCCAGAAGGAAAUCGAAAAGUACAAGCAAGACAUCUUAGACGGAUUGCAAAUCGAAGAGGAAGGCUUGACGGAUUAUUUGAGAAAGAAAACCAAGCAAGCGACUUCCAUCACGUUGCCGAAACAUUACAACGACCCCUUCGACAGCGUCCCCGUGAAUUCCGGCCAAAAAAACGAGCAAAUCAUCAACAAAUUCGCCGAAAACGACGAGCUGAGCCCCUUCGAAAAAGCCACCGAUCACAAGCAAAGCAUCCCACCAGCGCAAGACGGCGAUGUAACAUUCAAAUCAAGGAAACGAAGACACUUAAACACCGUUAGAUCUAAUAGCCACAGGUUCCCCAAGGAGCCGCCGGUUCACGAAUUCGAGCCGAAUUUCGACCUGAAGAGGAAGAGCACCGCCUCGUACGAGAGGCCCCACAUGAGGGUGAUCCGGGCGGCGACGGCGAGGAAGGAAAGGAUCUGGGACUACGGGGUGAUUCCGUACGAGAUCGACGGGAAUUUCAGCGGCUUGCACAAGGCGCUGUUCAAGCAGGCGAUGAGGCACUGGGAGAACUUCACGUGCGUGAAAUUCGUGGAGAGGAACCGGGACGAGCACCAGAAUUACAUCAUAUUCACGGAGAAACCCUGCGGAUGCUGUUCUUUUGUAGGAAAAAGAGGUAAUGGCGGUCAGGCCAUUAGUAUUGGAAAAAACUGCGAUAAAUUCGGCAUUAUUGUUCACGAACUGGGGCACGUAGUGGGCUUCUGGCACGAGCACACGAGACCCGACAGAGACAAGCACGUCAACAUCAUCCGAGAGAACAUCAUGAGCGGCCAGGAAUACAAUUUCAAUAAACUCAGCGAAGACGAGGUGAACUCGUUGGGUAUUCCGUACGAUUACGAUUCUAUUAUGCACUACGCUAGAAACACCUUCUCGAAAGGAACUUAUUUAGACACCAUUCAACCUAUCGAUGUACCGGGCAGGAAACGUCCUGAAAUCGGCCAGAGGAUCCGCCUUAGCGAAGGAGACAUCGCUCAAACGAAUCUACUCUACAAAUGUCCAAAAUGCGGUCGGACUUACCAAACGAACUCGGCGACGUUUUCACCGCCCGUGUACGUGGAAAGCGCGCCGAAGGACGAGGUGCGUUGCGAGUGGCGCAUCACGGGAACCCACGGCGAAAAAAUCGUCCUGAACAUCAGCAAUCUGGACAUCGCGAAAUCGCCGGACUGCAAAACGGACUACAUAGAAAUCCGGGACGGUUAUUGGCACAAAUCGCAGAUACUCGGGCUGUUCUGCGGCACCGGGCAGAUCCCUUUGAUCAGAUCGACGGGAAGCCGAAUGCUGGUCACUUACGUUUCGAAGAACCCCAAAGGCCACAAAGGCUUCAUCGCCAGCUACGAAGCUAUCUGCGGAGGGGACCUUCACAUCGACUCCGAAGGGCACCUGGAGUCUCCGAACUACCCGGAAGAUUACCAAGCGAACAAGGAGUGCAUUUGGAAGAUCAUCGUUCCGAAAAACCACCAGGUCGCUUUGCGAUUCCUCUCCUUCGACGUGGAAAACCACGACAACUGCGUGUACGACUACGUGGAGAUCAGGGACGGGCUGACGUCCGAUAGUCCGAUUUUGAAGGUUUACUGCGGGCAUAAAAUCCCGCCCGACACGAUAUCGUCCUCGAAUGAGAUGCUCGUUAAGUUCGUUUCCGACGGAUCCGUCCAGAAAACCGGAUUCUCCGCCAUAAUCAUGAAAGAAUACGACGAGUGCUCCAAAAUCGACCACGGAUGUGCACAACAAUGCGUCAACACUCUAGGGAGCUACGUGUGCACUUGUAAAAUAGGAUACGAGCUCCACUCCGACGGGAAAAAUUGCGAAGAUGCCUGCGGUGGGAUCUUCGAAGCGGCCAACGGAACCAUCACGUCGCCUUCCUUCCCGGAUUUGUACCCGCUAAAUAAAAACUGCGUUUGGGAAAUAGUGGCGCAGCCACAAUAUCGCAUAACAAUAAAUUUCACGCAUUUCGAGCUGGAAGGGAACCUCAACGCGCAGCAACUGCAAUGCGAGUACGACAAAGUGGAGAUAUACAGCAAAUUGAAAGAGGAGAAACUGAAGAAACACGGAUCCUUCUGCGGGCCCAAAGCCCCCGGUCCCAUUACAUCCGAAGGGAAUAUUAUGAGAAUUGUGUUUACAUCGGACACCAGCGUGCAAAAGAGCGGAUUCGCUGCCGUGUUUUUUACAGAUAUGGAUGAGUGCGCAAUCAACCAUGGAGGUUGCGAGCACGAAUGCGUGAAUACAUUAGGAGCGUACAUUUGCACGUGCCACAACGGGUACACUCUAGCAGAAAACGGCCGGGACUGCAAAGAAGGGGGAUGCAAAUACGAAAUCUCCACGCCGUACGGCACGCUAGGCAGCCCGAACUACCCCGAUUACUACCCAGCGAGGAAGGACUGCGUGUGGCACUUCACCACCACGCCGGGCCACCGGAUCCGCAUAGCCUUCCAGCUCUUCGAGCUGGAGCCGCACCAGGAGUGCUCCUACGAUCACGUCGACUUCUACGACGGCUCGUCGCCGGAAUCGCCGUCGCUGGGCCGGUUCUGCGGAUCGAAGCUGCCCCAUUUGAUAGUCACGUCGGGCAAUCAGAUGUACAUGACUUUCAGGUCGGACGCGUCCGUGCAAAGGAACGGGUUUUGGGCCACGCAUUCGACCGUGUGCGGCGGCAUGUUGGAGGCCACGUUCGAGAAACAGCACAUUUAUUCGCACGCGAAAUUCGGCAGCGCGAGUUACGAGAACCGGGCGGAUUGCGAGUGGAGGAUCGAGGCUCGCGGGGGCUACAACGUGAAAUUGUCGUUUUUGACGUUCAAUAUCGAAGACGAGAAGGAUUGCGGGUACGAUUACGUUGAGAUAAUCAGCGGGCUGGACUCCAGCGGGCCGUCGUAUGGGAAAUAUUGUGGAUCCAAGAAACCAUUUGAUAUCACCUCCACCCACGAGGCACUUCUAGUGAGGUUCAAAACUGAUGAUACUCUAGUAAGCAAAGGGUUUAGUCUUGUGUACGAAGCUGUGGAGAGCUCGACGAGCGAAGAAGAAAUUUAAGGAAAUCAAAUUUGACCUAUUCGCAAUCACUUUCGUUAGAAAUUUCGCGUUUUAAUCAUAAGUAAACGGGCACCCAAUUAAGAUGGCUGAACUGUUUCAUUUAUCUAAUUACAUUGUAUUAAUUAUUUUUUUUUAAUGACUACCUAAUAGAAAAUAUAAAUUGUAGUAUUAUCUAUUUAAGUUAGUAUUUUAUUAUCAUAUACACCUCUAUAUCAAUGAAAUUGACGUUUUAAAAUAAUAUAAAACAAAUAAGUAAUAUUACAAUUCUGCUUGAAACUGCCAUUUUAUUUGGGUUCGUAAACAACUUCAAAUAAAACACAAAAUUCGAAAUAAAAGCAUCAAAUUUCAAUCAAUGCUGAAACGAAAAUUAUAAUAGUUAGUGAUAAAUGUAAAUAAAGAAUUAUAAAUAUGAUUAAAAUUGUAGAUAUAAGAAUAGACUAAGCAACUAAGCCUUAUCUCUUAUUUGUAGGACCGUAGCUCGUGACAUUUUGUAACGUAGUAUUUACUCAGUGUGAUGAUUAUAAUUGUAAUAUACAGUGCGACAGGAAUAUCUGGAGACGCGAAGGUCACAUGCGCAGUAGCAAAGUGCACAUCUUGCAGCACCUGUCAUUCCUGUCAAACUGUGCUAUAGUUUUAAAUUUCAAGCGCACUUGAUGCGCAUCUGUUAUGAAAUUACAAUAGCUGAAGUAAUAUUUCACGGCGAAUAUUCGCUUCAACAAUUUUAAUUCGAUUAUUUAUUAAUUGUGUAUUUAUUUAUAAUACAUUUUAUAAUUAUAAAAAUACUAAAUAGAAAUAAAGAAAUAAGUAAGAGUUGAUAUUAUUUUAAAGAUAAUGCCAUUACAUAUUAUCCUACGUGAUUUAGGUGGUUUGAAUGAAUAUAUCUGAAUAUUUUUAAAGUUUUUAUGUUUUUUGAGUCCGGGGGAACAACGCACUAUAGAGGAUAAACAUCGCGCAAUCAGAUAUGACUAUCUCUUCACAUGUAUACAUAAUAUAUUUAUAUAUUUUACACAUAUUUAAUUAACUUAAUAAAGCUGUUGGACUAUGACCCUCGGUCGAAAUAAUUUAGCACACUUACAAAUGUAUUAACUAAAUUAACUAAUUAUUAUUAAUUAUAGUAUACACUGAUGUGUUUAUAUUUUAUCCAAUUUAAAACUGAUCAACGAGGAGAUCGCAAAGCUCCACUGAUACGGACUCUUUGCUGGAACGUACAGUCAAUCGAUACAUCUGCAAUAAAAAACAUGCUAUGAAUCAAAGCUCAUCAAAGAUCAAAAAGAGUACCUGAGCAUUCCGGUUUGGUUCUAAUCUCAAAAGACAGCCGACUUGCUGGGAUCUCAUGUGAAUAAUACCGGCACAAACGAAAUUAUCCGGAUUGGGAUCGAUUCCCUCCAACAGCUGCAUCCCAAAACCGAUGAUUUUGGUUUUCGCUGCUUGCAGAUCCAUCGGAGCGGUCGCUUUGAAUAUUUUC
Molecule: messenger RNA, 4879 nt
Organism: Phyllotreta striolata
Lineage: Eukaryota; Metazoa; Arthropoda; Insecta; Coleoptera; Chrysomelidae
Source: the annotation of a GenBank genome assembly